AAUGGAGUAUUCGAAUAUUUCAUCAGAAUUCAUAUGGAUUUAAAUUCUCGUAACCGGCAAAUGGGCUCGACCUCAAACAAAAUAUAUUUCAUACAAGACUCGUUGUUUGCCGAUACGGUACGCCGCGUUAUUACUACAAAUACCCAUUGUAGGGUAUCACAUUGAUAGACGAGUAUCUAGAUACAUUGGCGUAAAUGCGUGAUCAAUCAUUAACAAUAUUUUAGCAGAUGUACUCUCAUAAAACUCAGUUGACUUCUUUACAAACAGCUAAUAAUAAUACAGUAAGUCUUGUAGUUGAGGAGGUUUACCGAUUUGGCAAUGAUUAGAAUGUCUGCAAACGCAUCAGUUUCAACUUUGAUAAUGACAAGAUAGUUUUUUGUAGUUGUAAACCAAAGUAGUCAUUAUUCCUUAUUUAAUAUUGUUAUAUAGAAUCGUAAAAUAUUGCUUGUUAUAAAGAAUCGUAAAAUUGACGUCAUACGUUUAAAUUACUCUCGUUCCAGUGUAAUUCUCACAUUACCUUUGUUCUAGUGAAAGCUAACUCGCUAAACUCGUCCACUCGUUCAACACAAAAGUACGCGAAAUGCUUCAAUAUUAUUAUCGGGAUAACCGGAGGUUACGUCCGACGUCUCAAGUUAAAUGCCGCCCGUGAGAUGCUUGAGAGAAUCAGGCCGGAGGGAUAUAUAUAAUUUUUUUUUUACCCAUUGUGUUUGAGUUGAGGUAUAUAUAUAUAUUUCUUUUACUCUCAUUUUCGCAACGCAAAGCGUCAUGUUUUAUAGAAUAUUUAAACCUUUUUCUAUAAAUCAACUCUUCUAUGACUAAGGUGUUAGCAUCUGUAAGACCGAUUUUGUUUUUGGUCCAAACGGUCAAAACCUCCCGAUGUGUUGGUAUAAGAACGAUAUCCUCGGAAUUUCGACCAGAACCAUGCCAAAGUGAAAAGUUGACUGAUAUUGGAACACGAAGAAUAUUUCAGAGUGAGCAUGAUAUAUUUCGAUCAACUGUGCGAAAAUUUUUUCAAGACCACGUUGUUCCGUUUCAUUCUCAAUGGGAAGAAGAUGGAGAAAUAGAUCGAGAAUGCUGGAUUAAAGCUGGUGAGGCAGGUAUAUUGGGCGUGAGCACUCCUUUGGAAAAAGGCGGCUUAGGCGGGGACUGGCUUUCUGCGGCCAUCAUACAAGAGGAGCAAUAUUAUUGUAACUGCCCGGGUCCUGGUUUUGGAAUGCAUUCGGAAAUUGCAAUGCCGUACAUUGCCAAUCAUGGCACUCCUGAACAAAUUCAAAAAUAUAUACCCGAUAUGACUGCAGGGAGAAAAAUAGGUGCAGUUGCCAUGACCGAACCCAGUGCUGGGAGUGAUCUACAAGGCAUAAAAACAACAGCGACCAAAGACGACAAAGGAUGGAUUCUCAAUGGUAGUAAAACUUUUAUCACAAAUGGGAUACAAUCAGAUAUUAUUGUUGUGGUUGCAUUGACGAAUAAAAAAGCUAAAUCGGCAGCUCAUGGACUAAGUUUGGUUCUGGUUGACCGAGAUACUCCAGGAUUCACCCGAGGUAAAAAACUUAAAAAAAUGGGAUUCAAAGCACAAGACACGGCUGAACUGUUUUUUGAUGAUUGUAGACUUCCAGAAGACGCGAUUCUAGGAGGGGAAUCGGGAUUAAAUAAAGGGUUUUUCAUGUUGAUGCAGGAGUUACCGCAAGAACGACUAGGAAUCGCAAAUUUUUCUAUGUCCGCAUGUGAGUUUAUGUUUGAAGAAACGAGAGAAUAUGUCAAACAACGAAAGGCCUUUGGGAAUCGCAUUGCAGAUUUGCAAACAAUUCAACACAACUUGGCGGAAUUGAAAACUGAAAUUAGUGUUGCACGGGCAUUCAUAGAUCGUUGUAACGAGCUCCACAAUGUCGGGAAGUUGGAUUCUUCUACUGCGUCAAUGGCAAAGUAUUGGGCAACUGAUCUGAAUAACAAAUCAGCGUACAGAUUCCAGCAAAUGUUUGGUGGUGCCGGAUACAUGUGGGAAUAUCCGAUCGCAAGAGCCUACGUCGACGCGCGCCUACAAUCGAUAUAUGGAGGAAGUAAUGAAAUUAUGAAAGAACUAAUUGCAAGACAAAUUGUAAAAGACUGAUGAUUGAAUACAGACAGUACUUAUCUGCCUCAUUUUUAUUAAUCGUGAAAAAAUGAACCAUUAUAUAUUAUUAGUUGAAAGAGGGCAAGACCUUAUCUGAUUUAACUAACAACAAACCAGAUUCAAAUAUAUGUCUGGAACUAAGUUUCCAAAAUAUUUGUCUUGACACGAUCCUGAUACAAACAGUUUGCUAGAGGCCUAAAUCGCCGUCUCUUUACAGUUGUGAUGCCGAUCUUUUAAUAAUUAUAUAUAUGAUAAGUUAUACAUCUGUACUUUUCUUCAAUCCAAUAAAUAUUAUAUAUCCCUGAAUUAAAAAUAUUUUCCGGAAUACUUUUCAUGGCUAGCCAGAAAGCAGCGUUUGGAAUACACUCAAUGCAAUAUCAAGCUGCUUUCCAAACGACGAAAAAUCGGCGCAGCUCAUCGUGGUGUAAAUUUCCAAUCAGAGCCCUGCAUGUUUUCUUGAACUUAAAAUUUACAGGUUUCCAAAACUACAAAAGCGAUCGCACUCAUGAGUGCAAAGAACGUUAAUUUCUUCAAACUUAGUCCACGUCAUGCAUAAAUAAUUUUUAUACAUAAAGAUGAGUUGCUUGUUCUUGUGUAUGUAUACAUGAAAAUACCCCGAAAACAAAUAAAACCUCUGGCAUGAAAGCGGAUGUCAAUAGACAGGUGAUAACUCAUUCGUCAGAAACGCCCAAGUCUAAACUAAAAAAGGCAAUCACACUUCUGCAUAUGUACUCGGCACUCGUUUAAUAGUAGAUUUCUUAUAGCAAUGAUUUACCAUUACACACACAGCACAAAAAUACAGUUAUUACAUAAUUACACUGAGACUAAAUACUCAAAAGGAGACUUUCACAAACCCAUUGUUAUUUCAUUCAAUUGCAAUGGAACAAAUCUCAGAAAAAUUUGAAAUGAACCAAUAACCAAGGUUAAGACUCAAAUGGAAGAUUUAUAGGAAAAUUGGUCACUUUAACAAAUAAUAUUUUCAUUAUAUCAGUGGGUAUCAGCCUAUUGAGAACAGUUUAGUAUAAUUGGAUUUGGUAAGGACAUUUACUGGAUAUGUGACGAGAUACAGAUGACAAAAUGACUAAAAGGUAGAUAUAUACAAGCACUAAAAUCGCAAGAGCAAACUUAAGGUGUCAGUGGGCUUUCACUUACAAUAUUGAAUAAAAUCAUUGUUCUUUAGCUAAAAAAACUUCUUCCUGUGCUAGUUAAAAUCGGCAACGCGUAUCACCAGACAAAGCCUCUGCACUAAUUGAUGAGCGCAGUGAGCAACCGACAUUUUUAGGAAGGCAGGGGUUGCUUGAAAUUUGAACUAAAGUGCUAUUGACAGAUAUUUAAAUAGGGAGACAUUUUUAAUAAUGUCUGGUUAAUUUCCAGACAAGGAAACUAACUACCUUUAAAAUGUCCUUGUGCACAAAUAAAGACUGAAAAUUUUUGUUAGUAUAGGCAUGUAACAUAAAAUUCUUGCUCAAGCUUAUUUACAAGUUAUGGGCGGCAAUAAUUUAAAAAUCAAACCUUGUAUCAGUCGUAUAACCAAUACAAUAGAAUAUUGCUGUACCGAUCUAAAAAUCAAUCUCUCAUUAGGCCAUAAAGCAAAUAAAAAUUGAUUGUGUUGCUUCUAAAUUGAGUGUUAAUCGAUAUUAUAUUGACAAUGACAUUUUGGGAUAAUAUUUAAUAUGUUAUGAUGAAUAUUAAAUAACUUCAUUAGGUACAUGUUGCAAUAAUAUGACAUAGAAAGCAAAGACGAUUCAUUCACUCCUGCGAAAAAGAAAAUUCAGUCAAAAUCUAAAAUCAAGAUUACAUGAUGGAAAAAUACACAAUUGAAGACACAAUGAAGGACAUCAAAAUAUUUGCUACUGCUCUCUCAAAGCAUUGACAAUGACGGUACUCAGCCACAUAUAUUUUCCAACUAGCUACUCUAUUCAACCAAUGAUAAACAAUCAUGGAGUUUACCGAUUUUCACAAUGUCUGAUUUACAUAUAAUAAAUCAGUCCAAUAUAGGUGUGACAACAAUCGAAGCAGGAAUAAAAAAGCUUACAUUCAGCAAAAAAGCUUGUGUGAUAAAAGAAAAAGUACAACCUAAAAUUCGAACCACAAUUUUUCCACAAAAAUUAGGAAAUGCCACCAAGAAAUUUGCCACUGACUAGAGAAGGCUAUAACGCAUGACAAAUGGGUGGCCACUUUUGAAGUGUGAAAGAAUAAAAAUCUACCAAAUUGUAAGGCAUAAAUACACAAAUUAAUGCUACAAAUUUAACCAUAAGCAGAGCAGUUAGGAAAACAAACAUACUUUCGCAUCCAUGUUUAAACAACACAAAUGAAAUUAGAAAAAAGUUUAUCUGACAGUAACGGUCUCUAUUGGAAGCAAGGGACAGAUAAAUUUAAAAAAAUACCAUGACAUGUAAUUCAGCAUUGUAUUGGGAGUUGAAAUUCAAAAAGUUUUGUUUCCAAGCGUUGAAAUAUUUGCUGGAUAAAAUCACACGAUUUCUGAGAAUGAGAUGGAGCAUUUGAGAGAUGUGUUAUUUUCUUUUAUUAAAAUUCAUUUGAGCUGCGUUUAGUUUUCAAAUUAAUUUGGAUAUAGUUUCAAAUCAUCAAAGAGCCAAAAAAUUGUGACAAAGAAUGUAACAUACCCUCAAUCUCAAAAGACUUAAGUGUCGGACCUUUCUAAGCAAUCAGUACUGAUUUAGUUUUGCAUUUUUAUUGAUAUCAUGAUACUAAAUUUUUUUUUUUUUAAUUUUGCAAUGAUAAUUGAUAAUGUCAUGGUGCUAAUUUACUGAAAAAUUUAUUGAAAAAAAAUCUCAACAACACCCUUAACAUACUCUUAGUUGAAGAAAAUUAUAAACUCACGAUGAGGAAGAUAUUUCAUUAGUUUAGUUCAAACGGACUGGCAAAUAUACGAAUUAUAGAGAAUUUCUAGAGCGUUUUCAUCAGUGAGGAAAUAUUUGGGCACUUUAUUACAUGAAGAUAUAGGCUCUGAGAAUGGACGUUUCUACAGUCAUCUUUAACAGCACAUGGAAUGAAUGACUGAAUUGUUUUCAUAUUUUAAAAUAGAAUGCGAUAGAAUAUAAUUUCCAUAAUUUAACUGAUUAAUGGGGUAAAACAUCCACACUUGAAUCUCAAAUGACACAAUGGAAAAUUCUGAGUCGACUCGUUUUCAAUUUGGCACGUACAGCUUAAUCAAAGAUCAAAUAAUUGGUCAUCGAUAUGGGAGGUACAAUUAUUAAUAAUGUUUAUGAAGGCAGCAAGUCUUGCAAAAAUUGGAGAAUGUUGAGUAAGUUUGCGGUAACGAGAAUAUCACAAACGCUCAGAUUUAUGUCCUGGGAAUUGUUAGUCUGUAUAGGUAAAUGUAUGUAGUAAAUAAAAACAGUAGUUGACAAAAUUCAACUGUUUCAAG
Styela clava is the source of this 5498-nucleotide messenger RNA. The record is from RefSeq and is a predicted model, not a curated record. Lineage: Eukaryota; Metazoa; Chordata; Ascidiacea; Stolidobranchia; Styelidae.